Phodopus roborovskii (desert hamster) is the source of this 1621-nucleotide messenger RNA. RefSeq names its product scratch family transcriptional repressor 1 (gene Scrt1). Gene Ontology annotation, molecular function: DNA-binding transcription factor activity, RNA polymerase II-specific; RNA polymerase II cis-regulatory region sequence-specific DNA binding. Lineage: Eukaryota; Metazoa; Chordata; Mammalia; Rodentia; Cricetidae. Gene Ontology annotation, biological process: regulation of DNA-templated transcription. The record is from RefSeq and is a predicted model, not a curated record. The transcript has 2 exons. Bases 200 to 1246 code for a protein of 348 amino acids.
GAGAGAUCUGGAGGGGAAGAAGAGGAGACGCAGGGCAGAAAGAAGAGAGAGGAUCACACUCGCCCAGCAGCAUCCACAGGCCAGACUGGGGACAGUGCUGCUUCCACCGCUCCUCGGAUGGUGACAGGAUCUCGCCGCGGACGCAGUCCCCCCGAGCCCCGGCUCUGCAGGCCCUCACUGCCGGAGCCCCGCAGGAAUCAUGCCCAGGUCCUUCCUGGUUAAGAAGGUCAAACUUGACACAUUCUCUUCUGCAGACCUCGACAGCUCCUACGGGCGCGCCCGCAGCGAUCUUGGAGUGCGACUGCAGGAUAAAGGAUACCUCAGUGACUACGUGGGGCCUGCGUCUGUCUACGAUGGCGACGCUGAGGCGGCGUUGCUCAAAGGGCCAUCCCCGGAGCCUAUGUAUGCUGCGGCUGUGCGCGGAGAGCUGGGUCCUGCGGCCUCUGGCUCAGCACCGCCGCCUACCCCUCGCCCAGAGCUGGCUACUGCUGCGGGUGGCUACAUCAACGGCGACGCGGCGGUCAGCGAAGGCUACGCGGCUGACGCCUUCUUCAUCACUGACGGGCGUUCACGCCGUAAAGCUGCUAAUGCCAACGCUGCCGCGGCUCCCUCCACAGCCUCGGUGGCUGCCCCCGACAGCGACACUGGAGGGGGGGGCGGGCCGGGCACGCGAGGUUCCGGAUCAGGGUCCGCUAGUCGGGGCAGCGGGCGCGUGGGGGCGGGCACCGAGGCGCGUUCCGGACCAGGAGCCCCGGGCGCUGGUGGCCGGCACGCGUGCGGCGAGUGCGGCAAAACUUAUGCCACGUCGUCGAACCUGAGCCGCCACAAGCAAACGCACCGCAGCUUAGACAGCCAGCUGGCAAGGCGUUGCCCAACGUGUGGCAAGGUGUACGUGUCCAUGCCGGCCAUGGCUAUGCACCUGCUCACGCACGAUCUGCGCCACAAGUGCGGCGUGUGCGGCAAAGCCUUCUCACGGCCCUGGCUGCUGCAGGGCCAUAUGCGUUCUCACACGGGCGAGAAACCUUUCGGCUGUGCGCACUGCGGCAAGGCCUUCGCCGAUCGCUCCAACCUGCGCGCACAUAUGCAGACGCACUCCGCCUUCAAGCACUUCCAGUGCAAGCGCUGCAAGAAGAGCUUCGCGCUCAAGUCUUAUCUCAACAAGCACUACGAGUCAGCCUGCUUUAAGGGCGGCGCCGGCGGCCCCGCAACCCCUGCGCCGCCGCAGCUCAGCCCGGUUCAAGCCUAGGGCAGCGGAGCUUCCGCUAGCCAGGUCGGCUCUCAGCAAUACGGGCCCCCCAGGGAAGUCUCCGCUGGCGUCCGGGCCGAGGGGCUGGAGGGCGGGCCCCUCCUCACAGCAAUAGGGGUAGGGAGCCGGCCCCACCCCGCCCAGCUCGCCAAGAGACUUGCCAGCCCCUUCAAGCAAUAGGGUCCCGAGGGGAGACCCAUCCCGAAACCCCUCCCCUCUCCUCCAGGGUGCCCCAGGCUUUCUCCCAGCAAUAGGGUCGACCAGACCCAGAACCGAACCUCAUCUCUUAGUUGGGUCUCUAAAGACAGGGGAGAGGUGAGGUAAGGAGCGCCCUCCUCCGUCCAAUGCGCCCCUGGAUCGCGUUGCAGAGACUCA